GGGGAGUGAGCGCGGCGCUCUCGCGCGCCCGGUGUCUCCCUCUCGCUGCCUCUGCAGAAACAGCUCCUGCCAGAGCGGCGCUCGGCGCGGCGCGGCGGGCCCGGAGCGGUGGCGGCGGCUCUUCCUGCCUCCGCGCCCAGGAGUUGCCGGCUCCCUUUGACAGCAGAGAGCCGGGCAGGGGCCUCAGGAGGACUCGCCGGGAGUGGGCAGAGGCGCCUCGGCCCCUGCCGGCCCAGGCGGGCCCCGCGCGCCCCCCGCCCCUCCUUUCCGCCUCUUCUCGCCCUGCCUCUUCUCGCCCUGCCUCUCCCGAUUUAUUUUUUCAAAUGGUGUAGCCGCCAGAGGUGCGGUGCUCAAUUCUUGGAAGGGGCCCGGAUGUACUGAGGAUGCAUUACAAUUUCACUCGAGGAGGCAGUAGUGGAAAGGAGCAGUUUUUGGGGUUUGAUGCCAUAAUGGGAAUCAGGUAAUCGUCGGCAGGGAAGAAGAAACACUGCAGACCACGGCUUCCUCGAAUCUUGCACGAAAGCCGCCGGCCUCGGAGGAGGGAUUAAUCCAGACCCGCUGGGGGGUGUUUUCACAUUUCUUCCUCUUCGUGGCUGCUCCUCCUUUUAAAACCAUUUUUGAUCCAUGGUCAAUGAGAAUACGAGGAUGUACAUUCCAGAGGAAAACCACCAAGGUUCCAACUAUGGGAGCCCACGCCCCGCCCAUGCCAACAUGAAUGCCAAUGCGGCCGCGGGACUGGCCCCUGAGCACAUCCCCACCCCGGGGGCCGCCCUGUCCUGGCAGGCGGCCAUUGACGCAGCCCGGCAGGCUAAGCUGAUGGGCAGUGCUGGCAAUGCGACCAUCUCCACAGUCAGCUCCACGCAGCGGAAGCGACAGCAAUACGGGAAGCCCAAGAAGCAGGGCAGCACCACGGCCACACGCCCGCCCCGAGCCCUGCUCUGCCUGACCCUGAAGAACCCCAUCCGGAGGGCCUGCAUCAGCAUUGUCGAAUGGAAACCAUUUGAAAUAAUUAUUUUACUGACUAUUUUUGCCAAUUGUGUGGCCUUAGCGAUCUAUAUUCCCUUUCCAGAAGAUGAUUCCAACGCCACUAAUUCCAACCUGGAACGAGUGGAAUAUCUCUUUCUCAUAAUUUUUACGGUGGAAGCAUUUUUAAAAGUCAUCGCCUAUGGACUCCUCUUUCACCCCAAUGCCUACCUCCGCAACGGCUGGAAUCUGCUCGAUUUUAUCAUUGUGGUUGUGGGGCUUUUUAGUGCAAUUUUAGAACAAGCAACCAAAGCAGACGGGGCAAAUGCUCUCGGAGGGAAAGGGGCCGGAUUUGAUGUGAAAGCGCUGAGGGCCUUCCGCGUGCUGCGACCCCUGCGGCUGGUGUCCGGAGUCCCAAGUCUCCAGGUGGUCCUGAAUUCCAUCAUCAAGGCCAUGGUCCCCCUGCUGCACAUCGCCCUGCUCGUGCUGUUUGUCAUCAUCAUCUACGCCAUCAUCGGCCUGGAGCUCUUCAUGGGGAAGAUGCACAAGACCUGCUACAACCAGGAGGGCAUAGCAGAUGUUCCAGCAGAAGAUGACCCUUCCCCUUGUGCGCUGGAAACAGGCCAUGGGCGGCAGUGCCAGAACGGCACGGUGUGCAAGCCCGGCUGGGAUGGUCCCAAGCACGGCAUCACCAACUUUGACAACUUUGCCUUCGCCAUGCUCACGGUGUUCCAGUGCAUCACCAUGGAGGGCUGGACGGACGUGCUGUACUGGGUCAAUGAUGCCGUAGGAAGGGACUGGCCCUGGAUCUAUUUUGUUACACUAAUCAUCAUAGGGUCAUUUUUUGUACUUAACUUGGUUCUCGGUGUGCUUAGCGGAGAGUUUUCCAAAGAGAGGGAGAAGGCCAAGGCCCGGGGAGAUUUCCAGAAGCUGCGGGAGAAGCAGCAGCUAGAAGAGGAUCUCAAAGGCUACCUGGACUGGAUCACUCAGGCCGAAGACAUCGAUCCCGAGAACGAGGACGAAGGCAUGGAUGAGGAGAAGCCCCGAAACAUGAGCAUGCCCACCAGUGAGACCGAGUCCGUCAACACCGAAAACGUGGCUGGAGGUGACAUCGAGGGAGAAAACUGCGGGGCCAGGCUGGCCCACCGGAUCUCCAAGUCAAAGUUCAGCCGCUACUGGCGUCGGUGGAAUCGGUUCUGCAGAAGAAAGUGCCGUGCUGCAGUCAAGUCUAAUGUCUUCUACUGGUUGGUGAUUUUCCUGGUGUUCCUCAACACGCUCACCAUUGCCUCUGAGCACUACAACCAGCCCCACUGGCUCACAGAAGUCCAAGACACAGCGAACAAGGCCCUGCUCGCCCUGUUCACGGCAGAGAUGCUCCUGAAGAUGUACAGCCUGGGCCUGCAGGCCUACUUCGUGUCCCUCUUCAACCGCUUUGACUGCUUCGUCGUGUGUGGCGGCAUCCUGGAGACCAUCCUGGUGGAGACCAAGAUCAUGUCCCCGCUGGGCAUCUCCGUGCUCAGAUGUGUCCGGUUGCUGAGGAUAUUCAAGAUCACGAGGUACUGGAACUCCUUGAGCAACCUGGUGGCAUCCUUGCUGAACUCUGUGCGCUCCAUCGCCUCCCUGCUCCUUCUCCUCUUCCUCUUCAUCAUCAUCUUCUCCCUCCUGGGGAUGCAGCUCUUUGGAGGAAAGUUCAACUUUGAUGAGAUGCAGACCCGGAGGAGCACAUUUGAUAACUUCCCCCAGUCCCUCCUCACUGUGUUUCAGAUCCUGACCGGGGAGGACUGGAAUUCGGUGAUGUAUGAUGGGAUCAUGGCUUAUGGCGGCCCCUCUUUUCCAGGGAUGUUAGUCUGUAUUUACUUCAUCAUCCUCUUCAUCUGUGGAAACUAUAUCCUACUGAAUGUGUUCUUGGCCAUUGCUGUGGACAACCUGGCUGACGCUGAGAGCCUCACAUCUGCCCAAAAGGAGGAGGAAGAGGAGAAGGAGAGAAAGAAGCUGGCCAGGACUGCCAGCCCAGAGAAGAAACAAGAGAUGGUAGAGAAGCCGGCAGUGGAGGAAUCCAAGGAGGAGAAGAUUGAGCUGAAAUCCAUCACGGCUGACGGAGAGUCUCCACCCACUACCAAGAUCAACAUGGAUGACCUCCAGCCCAAUGAAAAUGAGGAUAAGAGCCCCUACCCCAACCCAGAAACUACAGGAGAAGAGGAUGAGGAGGAGCCAGAGAUGCCUGUCGGCCCUCGCCCACGACCACUCUCUGAGCUUCACCUUAAGGAAAAGGCAGUGCCCAUGCCAGAAGCCAGCGCGUUUUUCAUCUUCAGCUCUAACAACAGGUUUCGCCUCCAGUGCCACCGCAUUGUCAACGACACGAUCUUCACCAACCUGAUCCUCUUCUUCAUUCUGCUCAGCAGCAUUUCCCUGGCUGCUGAGGACCCGGUCCAGCACACCUCCUUCAGGAACCAUAUUCUGUUUUAUUUUGAUAUUGUUUUUACCACCAUUUUCACCAUUGAAAUUGCUCUGAAGAUGACGGCUUAUGGGGCGUUUCUGCACAAGGGCUCCUUCUGCCGGAACUACUUCAACAUCCUGGACCUGCUGGUGGUCAGCGUGUCCCUCAUCUCCUUUGGCAUCCAGUCCAGUGCAAUCAAUGUCGUGAAGAUCUUGCGAGUCCUGCGAGUACUCAGGCCCCUGAGGGCUAUCAACAGGGCCAAGGGACUAAAGCAUGUGGUUCAGUGUGUGUUUGUCGCCAUCCGGACCAUCGGGAACAUCGUGAUUGUCACCACCCUGCUGCAGUUCAUGUUCGCCUGCAUCGGGGUCCAGCUCUUCAAGGGAAAGCUGUACACCUGUUCAGACAGUUCCAAGCAGACAGAGGCGGAAUGCAAGGGCAACUACAUCACGUACAAAGACGGGGAGGUUGACCACCCCAUCAUCCAACCCCGCAGCUGGGAGAACAGCAAGUUUGACUUUGACAAUGUUCUGGCAGCCAUGAUGGCCCUCUUCACCGUCUCCACCUUCGAAGGGUGGCCAGAGCUGCUGUACCGCUCCAUCGACUCCCACACUGAAGACAGGGGUCCCAUCUACAACUACCGCGUGGAGAUCUCCAUCUUCUUCAUCAUCUACAUCAUCAUCAUCGCCUUCUUCAUGAUGAACAUCUUCGUGGGCUUCGUCAUCGUCACCUUCCAGGAGCAGGGGGAGCAGGAGUACAAGAACUGUGAGCUGGACAAGAACCAGCGACAGUGUGUGGAAUACGCCCUCAAGGCCCGGCCCCUGCGGAGGUAUAUCCCCAAGAACCAGCACCAGUACAAAGUGUGGUACGUGGUCAACUCCACCUAUUUCGAGUACCUGAUGUUCGUCCUCAUCCUGCUCAACACCAUCUGCCUGGCCAUGCAGCACUAUGGCCAGAGCUGCCUGUUCAAAAUUGCCAUGAACAUCCUCAACAUGCUCUUCACUGGCCUCUUCACCGUGGAGAUGAUCCUGAAGCUCAUUGCCUUCAAACCCAAGGGUUACUUUAGUGAUCCCUGGAAUGUUUUUGACUUCCUCAUCGUAAUUGGCAGCAUAAUUGACGUCAUUCUCAGUGAGACUAAUCACUAUUUCUGUGAUGCAUGGAAUACAUUUGACGCCUUGAUUGUUGUGGGUAGCAUUGUUGAUAUAGCAAUCACCGAGGUAAACCCAGCUGAACAUACCCAAUGCUCUCCCUCUAUGAACGCAGAGGAAAACUCGCGCAUCUCCAUCACCUUCUUCCGCCUAUUCCGGGUCAUGCGCCUGGUGAAGCUGCUGAGCCGCGGGGAGGGCAUCCGGACGCUGCUGUGGACCUUCAUCAAGUCCUUCCAGGCCCUGCCCUAUGUGGCCCUCCUGAUCGUGAUGCUGUUCUUCAUCUACGCGGUGAUCGGGAUGCAGGUGUUUGGGAAAAUUGCCCUGAAUGAUACCACAGAGAUCAACCGGAACAACAACUUUCAGACCUUCCCCCAGGCCGUGCUGCUCCUCUUCAGGUGUGCCACCGGGGAGGCCUGGCAGGACAUCAUGCUGGCCUGCAUGCCAGGCAAGAAGUGUGCCCCGGAGUCCGAGCCCAGCAACAGCACGGAGGGUGAAACACCCUGUGGCAGCAGCUUUGCCGUCUUCUACUUCAUCAGCUUCUACAUGCUCUGUGCCUUCCUGAUCAUCAACCUCUUUGUAGCUGUCAUCAUGGACAACUUUGACUACCUGACAAGGGACUGGUCCAUCCUUGGUCCCCACCACCUGGAUGAGUUUAAAAGAAUCUGGGCAGAGUAUGACCCUGAAGCCAAGGGUCGUAUCAAACACCUGGAUGUGGUGACCCUCCUCCGGCGGAUUCAGCCCCCACUAGGUUUUGGGAAGCUGUGCCCUCACCGCGUGGCUUGCAAACGCCUGGUCUCCAUGAACAUGCCUCUGAACAGCGACGGGACGGUUAUGUUCAAUGCCACCCUGUUUGCCCUGGUCAGGACAGCCCUGAGGAUCAAAACAGAAGGGAACCUCGAACAGGCCAAUGAGGAGCUGCGGGCCAUCAUCAAGAAGAUCUGGAAGCGGACCAGCAUGAAGCUGCUGGACCAGGUGGUGCCCCCUGCAGGCGAUGAUGAGGUCACCGUUGGCAAGUUCUACGCCACGUUCCUGAUCCAGGAGUACUUCCGGAAGUUCAAGAAGCGCAAAGAGCAGGGCCUUGUGGGCAAACCCUCCCAGAGGAACGCGCUGUCUCUGCAGGCUGGCUUGCGCACACUGCAUGACAUCGGGCCUGAGAUCCGACGGGCCAUCUCUGGAGAUCUCACCGCUGAGGAGGAGCUGGACAAGGCCAUGAAGGAGGCUGUGUCCGCUGCUUCUGAAGAUGACAUCUUCAGGAGGGCCGGUGGCCUGUUCGGCAACCACGUCAGCUACUACCAAAGCGACGGCCGGAGCGCCUUCCCCCAGACCUUCACCACUCAGCGCCCGCUGCACAUCAACAAGGCGGGCAGCAGCCAGGGCGACACUGAGUCGCCGUCCCAUGAGAAGCUGGUGGACUCCACCUUCACCCCCAGCAGCUACUCGUCCACCGGCUCCAACGCCAACAUCAACAACGCCAACAACACCGCGCUGGGUCGCCCCCCUCGCCCCGCCGGCUACCCCAGCACAGUCAGCACUGUGGAGGGCCAUGGGCCCCCCUUGUCCCCUGCCAUCCGGGUGCAGGAGGUGGCGUGGAAGCUAAGCUCCAACAGGUGCCACUCCGGGGAGAGCCAGGCAGCCAUGGUGGGUCCAGAGGAGACGUCUCAGGAUGAGACCUAUGAAGUGAAGAUGAACCAUGACACAGAGGCCUGCAGUGAGCCCAGCCUGCUCUCCACAGAGAUGCUGUCCUACCAGGAUGACGAAAAUCGGCAACUGACGCUCCCAGAGGAGGACAAGAGGGACAUCCGGCAAUCCCCAAAGAGGGGUUUCCUCCGCUCCGCCUCACUAGGUCGAAGGGCCUCCUUCCACCUGGAAUGUCUGAAGCGACAGAAGGACCGAGGGGGAGACAUCUCUCAGAAGACAGUCCUGCCCUUGCAUCUGGUUCAUCAUCAGGCAUUGGCAGUGGCAGGCCUGAGCCCCCUCCUCCAGAGAAGCCAUUCCCCUGCCUCAUUCCCCAGGCCUUUUGCCACCCCGCCGGCCACACCUGGCAGCCGAGGCUGGCCGCCACAGCCCAUCCCCACCCUGCGGCUGGAGGGCGCCGAGUCCAGUGAGAAACUCAACAGCAGCUUCCCGUCCAUCCACUGCGGCUCCUGGGCUGAGACCACCCCCGGUGGCGGGGACAGCAGCGCCACCCGGAGAGCCCGGCCCGUCUCCCUCAUGGUGCCCAGCCAGGCUGGGGCCCCAGGGAGGCAGUUCCACGGCAGUGCCAGCAGCCUGGUGGAAGCGGUCUUGAUUUCUGAAGGACUGGGGCAGUUCGCUCAAGAUCCCAAGUUCAUCGAGGUCACCACCCAGGAGCUGGCGGACGCCUGCGACAUGACCAUAGAGGAGAUGGAGAGCGCGGCCGACAACAUCCUCAGCGGGGGCGCCCCACAGAGCCCCAAUGGCGCCCUCUUACCGUUUGUGAACUGCAGGGACGCGGGGCAGGACCGAGCCGGGGGCGAAGAGGACGCGGGCUGUGCGCGCGCGCGGGGGCGCCUGAGCGAGGAGGAGCUCCAGGACAGCAGGAUCUACGUCAGCAGCCUGUAGUGGGCGCUGCCAGAUGCGGGCUUUUUUUAUUUGUUUCAAUGUUCCUAAUGGGUUCGUUUCAGAAGUGCCUCACUGUUCUCGUGACCUGGAGUUAACCGGAACAGCGUCUUCAUUCAUUUCUGUUGGGACAAGACGCGGAGCCUGGGUGCGCGAGCCGCCCUCCGGGAGGAAGGCGCCCGGCUGCGUCUGCAGAGGCGGGGAGAGGCGGCGGCGAGGGUCCCGGGGCGCGAGGAAGUUGCCUGCCCUCUCCCAGCCCGCAGGUCCCCGGGCCCGGCCGCGCCUCUGCGGGGAGAGCACCCCGGCUUCCCGCGCGCCCUCACCAAAAGGACCCUACAGCAAACGGGUGUCUUUCGACUCUGCUUGUAGAAACCAUUUGCACAUAUUCUGUACGAGCCUCGCUGUCUCCCUAGAGCCAGGGUCCUGCGGAUUUGGAGAGGGGAGCGGGGCAGGACUUCCAGGAGGACCCCAGCCCGGCCCGGAGAGGGAGGAGGAGGCCGUCAGGGGCGCGGAGCUUUGGGGAUGGGCGUGGGGCCGGCCAUGGUGCCGCUCACCCCGACCCGCCCCUGCCCACCUGCGACGGGAUCCCCCGACCGGCACGGGCCACGCCGAGCUCCCGGCCAGCCGCCGGCCCGCAGGCAGCGCGAGGGAGGAGCUGCGCCGCCGGGAAGGGGCCGUCGGCUCCGCGCAACCAGGUGGUGCUGAGCUUCCGCUGAGCGCUCUUUUGUUUUGUGGUUUGACACUUUUCUUGACAGCAUGUUGCAGUUUCUUUUUGGUUUUGGGUUUUUUUUAAUUUUUUAUUUUGUUUUUCCCAGGGGGAGGGGAGGAAGAAGAGUGUUUACAAAGUCCUGUAGCCCCCUCACCUUUCUGUUUUCACUUUUGCCAAUGUACAUCGGGUUUGGUUUUCUUGUAUUAUUUAAACGGUUGUGGUUUCCUUUUUCCACGGAGGUUCAAUAGAAGCCGCUGCAGGAGAGUAUUACCAACCA
Molecule: messenger RNA, 8108 nt
Organism: Rhinopithecus roxellana (golden snub-nosed monkey)
Lineage: Eukaryota; Metazoa; Chordata; Mammalia; Primates; Cercopithecidae
Gene: CACNA1C
Product: calcium voltage-gated channel subunit alpha1 C
Exons: 48
Coding region: 625-7125 (2166 amino acids)
Biological process (GO): calcium ion import across plasma membrane
Cellular component (GO): voltage-gated calcium channel complex; membrane
Molecular function (GO): high voltage-gated calcium channel activity
Source: RefSeq, a predicted model, not a curated record